Molecule: messenger RNA, 1296 nt
Organism: Nicotiana tabacum (common tobacco)
Lineage: Eukaryota; Viridiplantae; Streptophyta; Magnoliopsida; Solanales; Solanaceae
Source: RefSeq, a predicted model, not a curated record
AUGGCAACACGAAAUGCUUCAUCCAAAUAUGACUUUGUUAAGGUGAAGGUCUGGCUAGGUGAUAAUGACGAUCAUUACUAUGUUCUCUCCAGAUUUUUGCUCAGUCGAAUGUUAAUGGUCACUAAGAUACCAAAUCACGUGGCAGUUAAAAUUGCCCUUGAUCUGAAAAAGCUUCUUGUUGACAACAGCCUUCUUGAUGUCUCUCAGGCAGAUUUAGAGGCAAACUUGUUUAAGCUUAUGGAGCGGAGAGGUUUUGGAGAAGAGUAUAUAAAGCGUUAUAAAAUGAUGACAAGAUUUUACCACCAGAGAAUUCCUCUUGUUAUUCUUGUUUGUGGUACUGCCUGUGUUGGGAAGUCUACUAUUGCUACACAACUAGCACAAAGGCUGAACUUGCCAAAUGUCUUGGAGACAGAAAUGGUGUAUGAAUUGCUUCGCACAUCAACAGAUGCACCUUUGAUGUCUCCUCCAGUAUGGGCACGAGAUUUCGGCUCAUCUGAGGAGCUAAUAACUGAAUUUUGCAGAGAAUGCAGAAUAAUAUGGAAAGGUUUGGCUGGCGAUUUGAAAAAGGCAAUGAAAGAUGGUAAACCGAUUAUAAUUGAGGGAAUACAUUUAGAUCCUAGAAUAUACCUGAUGGAAGAAGAGCAUAAAUUACUAUCACUGCCUCCUGUAGACCAUGAAGACCUAAACUUUUCAAAGGUAAAAGACCAUAAAGAAAUACAAAGGGAAAGCAAUUCCAGUAUUGAACUUGGCAGUCAGAGUGACGCUAAAGAUCACUAUCUUGAGAAUGUUAGUUCAAGAGCAGGAGCAUCUUCUGAGUUAAAUAAGCUGACAGAUUCCCUGAAAUCCAUGGAUAUUGUCAAUAUAACUUCUGAAGACACAGAAUCGAAGCUUCCUCACAGACUUUCUGAUGAUGCUGGUGAAGCAGUUAAAGAUUCAGGAGUGGAUAGAACUCAAACUUCCGGUGGUCAACCAAUAUUUGUUCCUAUAGUUCUAAGGAUGGCUGACUUUGACCAUAAGGCAUUUCUGGAGGAGUGGGUAGCUACUCGUACUUUCAGGGAGAAGCAUCCUGCCCAGGAUAAAGACAAAGUAAUAACUAACUUGAUGACUAUUCAGGACUACUUGUGUUCCUUUACAUCACAGGGUUCGACUGUUGUUGACGUAUCAGCUGCAACAUUUCCGCAGACACUGGAUUGGCUGCAUAAUUAUCUUCUUGAGUUUAAGAAGGUAAAAACAGAUGGAUAUACAAUGUUAGUCAAAAUCAUUGCGUAUUUUACUCUUACACGGGCUAGCUGGUAG